UUUUCUUCAAGGAAAACCUGACAGAAUCUGUUAUUUUGGUUUACCGCAUCGCGCGCUUGCCAAAAGUGCAACAUAUUAAAACCCGAAGAUGCCCGAAAAUCAUUUCUUAUGGCUUUUGGCUUUGAGCACGAUUUCCAUAACCUUACUAAACACUAAAGUGAGUCUGGCCGUUGAUGGUGUGGUAAACUUGCGUGAUGACGUUCAGCUUGUCGGCGAGCCAUUUGCAUCGGACAAAUAUCCAGGGAGCACCGGCUACGCAUACUACGGAAUUCGGUAUGGAACAGGCAAACGAUUUGAGGCUUCGGUGGAGAACACUGAUUUCACAUAUUUGAAAAAUACCACCCGACAAAAACAGGGAAAUGUUUGCCCGCAGGGAUUUCUUAAUGGCUUGCCGCCGGUAACCAACACAGUUUUCGAUGAAGACUGUUUGUACAUGGACGUCUAUGUCCCGCCACGAGCUGCAGCAGCCAGUUCCUCGGGGACGUUUCCCGCGAUGUUGUGGAUUCAUGGUGGAGGAUUCCAAGUUGGCACCAAAGACCAAUACAAUUCAACGUCGUUAGCCGAUGACAUCGGUGCAAUCAUUGUUACGAUUAAUUACCGGCUGGCUGCAUACGGGUUUCUGAGCACCGGGGAUGAUUCUGCCCGAGGCGACUAUGGGAUCGGAGAUUGUAGAGUGGCUAUAAAAUUCGCCCACAAGUACAUCGAGAAGUUCGGCGGCAACGCAAACGCUUUUCAAUUUUCGGACAAAGUGGCGGCGGUGGCUUGGUCUCGGUGGCUCUGCUCGAUCCUGUUAUUCGCGGCAUGACGUACGCAGCUAUAGCAUUCAGCGGCAGCGUGCUGGUGGAUCCGACGGUGGCCUACAUUCGUGAUCCGAUGACCAACGCGAAGAAAGUCGCUACGACUGCGGGAUGUCCCACGGAUACAUCGGCUGCGAUGAUCAGCUGCCUGAAAGCGCUACCGCAGGAUCAGUUCCAGAAGGCCCAGCUGACAGUCGUCCAGAUUCCGAUUAAUGCGGCCUUCGCUUUCGUUAUUGAUCACGAUAACUUACCAGACUUGCCGCUGCGUGCGCUGCAACAAACGCUGGACAGUGGAUACACCGGUCCCAACGUCAUCACCAGUUAUCUUCGCGAAGAUGCCGCUUUGACCUUAACCUUGUCGGUGCCCGACGUGAUUAGUGCAGAUCCGCUGUCCAUGAAUGCCAUCCGUGACGUGAUUGCCAAAUAUCUGCUGCCACGCGACGGAAGACCGUUGUGUCCUGUACCGGACACUGCCCUGGCCGAUCGUGUUAUGCAGCACUAUAAUCUGUCAGCCGCGGACAGUCGCAAUGAUACUCUGACCAAAUUUUACCACCUGGCUUCCGAUGCUAUACAAGGCUACCCAGCGGCUAAGGAAGCGUUGAUAUACGCCAAACAUGCCGGGCCAUCAGGACCGUCAGUGCAGAUUAUUCGGACCAUAUACGAUUCGCAUUACAACGGAUGGGGGGCAUUUCACGCACUGGAGCUGGCCUAUAUUUUCGGACAAUGGCAGCUCUUUCCUGGUGAAGUAUAUGAUCCUCGCGUGACUGUUAGUUAUCGGAACAUGCUCAGACAAGUGACUCACAACGGACGAAUGGACGGCCCCGCUUUCCUGCAGAGCAACGGCGCUUACGGAGUCAACGAGUUAGGCCUGGAUGCACAGUGGUCAGCCAGCACGUAUGACCUUGCGGGAAUGCUAAAUUAUUGGCAAGGUAUAGCCAAUCAGCCGUGUCCGGGAGCGUAUACUGCUUAUUAAAGCGCAAUGGUGAAUUAAGACCUGUGUCAAAAGAUUUUUUGGAUCUUGGAUAAGUGUUUGGAUUUUGUGUUGUUUGGGACAUGCAGCAGUGUUGGGAUGGUAUAUCCCAUAUUGUUUAUAAUACUUGGUGCUUUAAACAUCAAAAGUUACAGUGAUGUCAAUUGUAUCUGUAUGUACACUCCUCUGACAGAGUGGCG
This is a messenger RNA of Paramacrobiotus metropolitanus, 1967 nucleotides long. RefSeq lists its product as uncharacterized. The record is from RefSeq and is a predicted model, not a curated record. The coding region runs from base 802 to 1770 and encodes 322 amino acids. NCBI's taxonomy places the organism in Eukaryota, Metazoa, Tardigrada, Eutardigrada, Parachela, Macrobiotidae. The transcript is spliced from 10 exons.